AUGCUCUCCCUUGGCGAGCAAAUCACAGCGUUAAGUAUCUGUGCAUCUGAUAAUGAAGCUCUUAACUUUUCCUUUGGGAGUCGUGAAUUCACCAUGCGAGACAUCGGGCAGCGAUUCUUGGCCUUCCUGUUCAUCGAUUCUGCCGUGCAUGUAAAACGCAAGCCAAAUGCGAGACAUUCCAGGUUUUCGCUGAGCGGAGGCCCAGAGCCUAGAAUGAGCACUCCGCGCAGCAAUCCAAUCGCAGGCGACCUUCUUCACGUAAACACCAUCCUUCUGGAAGGGAAGAGAUCUUCGGAAUGCGAUGAAUGCGAAGUUGUUACCUUCCACGUUGAGUUCUUAGAAGGCUCAAAAAGAGAGAGAUCGUCUAAAUUUGAACAUAGUAUUGCUGAAAAGAGAGUGUGCGAGAGACGAAAGGUGGUCAAGGUGCAGCAUUCGGGAUGCAGACUUAGCCACAACGUCGACUCAUCCCUUAAGAAUACAGGGUAUAUGAUCAUUGAAGGUUUCCAGGAUAAACCCGAGUUGAAAAUUGAUGAUGCUAGCCACACUGGAUUGCUUUGGGGGAUAAAUAGAGUGCCAAGCAAUCAGCUUCCCAUCAUCAGCCUUCAACCAGCCCUUCUAGGAACCGAAAAAUUGAGUGUGACCUUUGAAUUUUUGAUGCGGAAGAAGCGCACUGGUGUCACGAGCAUUCCCUUACGAAAACACUACCACAUCUUGUCACCUAACUGGGUUAAAUCUUCACGGCGAAUGUUUUAUGUUAGGUACGAAUAUCCCGUAGGCCGAGUGAGCUCCUUUGUCACAGCGGAAAACUUACUCGACCACGGGAGGAAAGAGAAGGCCACACUAGAGAAUACUAGUCACUUUUAUCGCCGCCUAGCUACCGUGGUUAUGAUUGAGGAAGAAGCGCGGAUCUGCUCUCAUUCUCACAACUACCAUGCGUGCACACGCUUGCAAUCCAGGAUACUAAUAACAUACAGUGAAUACAAGAAGGAGAGUAGGAAAGGAAUCAAUGCAAUGCCUUCGACUUCUUCGCUCCUUGGACGAACGAAAAACUACCUCGGCAAAAUGAGCUAA
Messenger RNA from Lindgomyces ingoldianus, 1071 nucleotides. RefSeq lists its product as uncharacterized. Bases 1 to 1071 code for a protein of 356 amino acids. The record is from RefSeq and is a predicted model, not a curated record. Lineage: Eukaryota; Fungi; Ascomycota; Dothideomycetes; Pleosporales; Lindgomycetaceae. The transcript is spliced from 11 exons.